Molecule: messenger RNA, 7370 nt
Organism: Peromyscus leucopus (white-footed mouse)
Lineage: Eukaryota; Metazoa; Chordata; Mammalia; Rodentia; Cricetidae
Gene: Ncoa1
Product: nuclear receptor coactivator 1
Exons: 23
Coding region: 852-5183 (1443 amino acids)
Biological process (GO): cellular response to hormone stimulus; positive regulation of transcription by RNA polymerase II
Cellular component (GO): nucleus
Molecular function (GO): nuclear receptor binding; protein dimerization activity
Source: RefSeq, a predicted model, not a curated record
GGCAGCGGCGGCGGCGGCGGCGGCGGCCGUGGAGGAGGAGAACAUGGCGGCCGCGGAGAGCGGCUGAAAUGCCUGUUCUGCAGGCCGGGCGGGCGGGAGACUGACGCGAUUCACCUCGUCCCGUCGUCCGUCGGUUGGAGCGCGGCCUCAAGCGCCUCGGCUGCAGUCGGCUGCCGUUCCCUCAGGCACAGCCUGCGCCGGGGUGGUUCUGCAUCUCCCCCACCACCGCCACCGCCACCACCACCUCCCUGAAGUGGGGGAGACUCCUGCUCCGGAGGAGGGGGCCGGAGAGCCCGCGGCGGCGGCGGCGGCGGCGGGCGGGCGGGCGGGCCGCCUGCCUGGGCCCCGGGGACGGGCGCCCGGCCGGAGGAGCGGCGGAGUCCACGGCGGCGCCGCCACAGUCGCGAGCGAGCGCGGCGCCAGGGAGCGCGGCCCUGAGGCGGCGGCAGAGGCAGAUCUGUCCAUACUAAUGGAAAUGUAACUGGAACUCAUCUGAUGCUAAAACCGAGGACCAUUAGACAAGAUCACAUAGGAGGAAACCUUGCUUCCUAAUGAAGACCCCAACAUUCAGAAUUUUGGCCUAUUCAAAGGUUCCCUUUAUGGCUGUGUCAGAGAACUAAUUAACCUCCUAGAAAAAUCACUGUAUACUUCCAUAACAGAUUUAGAAAUAAACAGGUUGUUUGUGUAACUGACCUUCCGUGAGGUGAGAACAAACGGACUGGAGCCAUCUCUGGACAACAUUGUACUACUCCAUUCCCCUGAAGCUGCCCGCUGGAGCACUUGAUUUGACCAUAUCUGCUUUGAGGAUUCAUUAUGAACAAAGAAGUCUCCCAGGUGUGAAGUUUGUCAACAUGAGUGGCCUCGGGGACAGUUCAUCCGACCCUGCGAACCCAGACUCACAUAAGAGAAAAGGAUCGCCAUGUGACACACUGGCAUCAAGUACUGAGAAGAGGCGCAGGGAGCAAGAAAAUAAGUAUUUAGAAGAACUAGCCGAAUUACUGUCUGCCAACAUUAGUGACAUCGACAGCUUGAGUGUGAAGCCAGAUAAAUGCAAGAUUUUGAAGAAAACAGUAGAUCAGAUACAGCUAAUGAAGAGAAUGGAGCAAGAGAAAUCAACAACUGACGAUGAUGUGCAGAAGUCCGACAUCUCAUCAAGUAGCCAGGGGGUGAUAGAAAAGGAGUCAUUAGGACCCCUGCUUUUGGAGGCUUUAGAUGGAUUUUUCUUUGUUGUGAACUGUGAAGGAAGAAUUGUAUUUGUGUCAGAAAAUGUGACCAGCUACUUGGGGUACAAUCAGGAGGAAUUAAUGAAUACCAGCGUCUACAGCAUACUGCACGUGGGAGAUCAUGCAGAAUUUGUCAAGAACCUGCUACCAAAAUCACUAGUAAAUGGAGUCCCUUGGCCUCAAGAGGCAACACGCCGAAAUAGCCAUACAUUUAACUGCAGGAUGCUAAUUCACCCUCCAGACGAGCCAGGCACCGAGAACCAAGAAGCUUGCCAGCGCUAUGAAGUAAUGCAAUGCUUCACAGUGUCACAGCCAAAAUCAAUCCAAGAAGAUGGUGAAGAUUUCCAGUCAUGUUUGAUUUGUAUUGCUCGGCGAUUACCUCGGCCUCCAGCUAUUACAGGUGUAGAAUCCUUUAUGACCAAGCAAGAUACUACAGGUAAAAUCAUCUCUAUUGAUACUAGUUCCCUGAGAGCUGCUGGCAGAACUGGCUGGGAAGAUUUAGUAAGGAAAUGCAUUUAUGCUUUUUUCCAACCUCAGGGCAGAGAGCCAUCUUAUGCCCGACAGCUAUUUCAAGAAGUGAUGACUCGUGGCACUGCCUCCAGCCCAUCCUAUAGAUUCAUAUUGAAUGAUGGGACAAUGCUUAGCGCCCACACCAAGUGUAAACUUUGCUACCCUCAAAGUCCUGACAUGCAACCUUUCAUCAUGGGAAUUCAUAUCAUCGACAGGGAGCACAGUGGGCUUUCUCCUCAAGAUGACACUAAUUCUGGAAUGUCAAUUCCCCGAAUAAACCCCUCAGUCAAUCCUGGUAUCUCUCCAGCUCAUGGUGUGACCCGUUCAUCUACGUUGCCACCAUCCAACAACAACAUGGUCUCUGCCAGAGUAAACCGCCAACAGAGCUCAGACCUUACUAGCGGCAGCAGUCAUAGUAACUCUAGUAACAACCAAGGGAGUUUUGGAUGUUCACCUGGAAAUCAGAUUGUAGCCAAUGUUGCCUUAAACCAGGGACAGGCAGGUUCCCAGAGCAGUAAUCCCUCUUUGAACCUCAAUAAUUCUCCUAUGGAAGGUACAGGAAUUUCCCUCUCGCAGUUCAUGUCUCCGAGGAGACAGGCUAAUUCUGGCUUGGCAACAAGGGCCAGGAUGCCAAACAAUUCAUUUCCUCCAAAUAUUCCAACAUUAAGCUCCCCAGUUGGCAUUACUAGUGGUGCCUGUAAUAAUAAUAACCGAUCCUAUUCAAAUCUCCCAGUAACAUCUUUACAAGGUAUGAAUGAAGGACCCAAUAACUCUGUUGGCUUCUCUGCCGGUUCUCCAGGCCUUAGGCAGAUGAGCUCACAGAGUUCACCUAGCAGAUUAAGUAUGCAACCAGCAAAAGCUGAGUCCAAAGAUAACAAAGAGAUUGCAUCCAUUUUAAAUGAAAUGAUCCAGUCUGACAACAGUGCUAAUGAUAGCAAACCUCUGGACUCGGGACUUCUGCAUAACAAUGACAGACUCUCCGAUGGAGACAGCAAAUACUCUCAGACGAGUCACAAGCUAGUCCAGCUGUUGACAACAACUGCAGAACAGCAGCUCCGGCAUGCCGACAUAGACACGAGCUGCAAAGACGUGCUGUCCUGCACCGGCACUUCCGGCUCUGCCUCCACUAACCCUUCCGGAGGUACCUGCCCCUCUUCCCACAGUUCUCUGACGGAGCGGCAUAAAAUUCUGCACCGGCUUUUACAGGAGGGCAGCCCCUCAGACAUCACCACUUUGUCUGUGGAACCCGAGAAAAAGGACAGCGCAUCGACUUCUACUGCUGGGCCAGUGCCCGGACAAGCCCCGGGGAACGCCAGCAUAAAACUAGAACUGGAUGCUUCAAAGAAAAAGGAGUCGAAAGACCAUCAGCUCCUGCGCUACCUUCUAGACAAAGAUGAGAAAGACUUAAGAUCAACUCCGAACCUGAGCCUGGAUGACGUGAAAGUCAAGGUGGAGAAGAAAGAACAGAUGGAUCCUUGUAACACAAACCCAACCCCAAUGACCAAACCUGCUCCCGAGGAAGUUAAACUGGAGGCCCAGAGCCAGUUUGCAGCUGACCUGGACCAGUUUGAUCAGUUACUGCCCACGCUGGAGAAGGCCGCACAGUUGCCCAGCUUGUGUGAGACAGACGGGAUGGAUGGUGGGGUCACUGGUGUCAACAUCAAGUCAGAGAUGCUGCCAGCUUCCCUUCAGCCCACCACCGCCAGAUCUGCUCCCAGGCUGAACAGAUUGCCUGAACUAGAAUUAGAAGCAAUCGAUAACCAGUUUGGACAACCAGGAGCAGGCGAUCAGAUUCCAUGGGCAAAUAAUACUGUGACGACAAUAAAUCAGAAUAAACCAGACGAUCAAUGCAUUAGCUCACAAUUAGAUGAGCUUCUGUGUCCACCAACAACAGUAGAAGGAAGAAACGAUGAGAAAGCCCUCCUGGAACAACUGGUAUCCUUCCUCAGUGGCAAAGAUGAAACGGAGCUGGCUGAGCUAGACAGAGCGCUGGGGAUCGACAAGCUUGUCCAGGGAGGUGGGUUAGAUGUAUUGUCCGAGAGAUUUCCACCACAGCAAGCAACGCCACCUCUGAUGAUGGAAGAGAGACCUGCCCUCUACCCUCAGCCAUACUCAUCUCCUUCUCCUACCACCAGUCUCCCUGGUCCUUUCCAAGGCAUGGUCAGGCAGAAGCCUUCCCUGGGGACUAUGCCAGUUCAAGUAACACCUCCCCGAGGCACCUUUUCACCCAACAUGGGCAUGCAGCCCAGGCAGACUCUAAACAGACCUCCAGCUGCACCCAACCAGCUGCGGCUUCAGCUACAGCAGCGGUUACAGGGACAGCAACAGUUGGUGCACCAGAACCGGCAAGCCAUCUUGAACCAGUUUGCAGCCACUGCCCCUGUUGGCAUGAACAUGCGGUCAGGCAUGCAGCAGCAGAUCACGCCUCAGCCACCCCUGAAUGCUCAGAUGUUGGCACAGCGUCAACGGGAAUUGUACAGUCAGCAGCAUCGACAGAGGCAGAUUAUACAGCAGCAAAGAGCCAUGCUCAUGAGGCACCAAAGUUUUGGGAACAACAUCCCUCCUUCAUCUGGACUGCCAGUUCAAAUGGGGAACCCCCGUCUUCCUCAGGGUGCUCCACAGCAGUUCCCCUACCCACCAAACUAUGGUACAAAUCCAGGAACCCCACCUGCUUCGACCAGCCCUUUUUCUCAACUGGCAGCAAAUCCUGAGGCGUCCUUGGCCACCCGCAGCGGCAUGGUGAACAGAGGCAUGGCAGGAAGCAUGGGAGGGCAGUUUGGCGCUGGCAUCAAUCCUCAGAUGCAGCAGAACGUCUUCCAGUAUCCAGGAUCAGGACUGGUUCCCCAAGGUGAGGCCAACUUUGCCCCAUCUCUAAGCCCCGGGAGCUCCAUGGUGCCGAUGCCAAUCCCUCCUCCUCAGAGCUCUCUGCUCCAACAAACGCCACCCGCCUCUGGGUACCAGUCACCAGACAUGAAGGCCUGGCAGCAGGGGACAAUGGCCAACAACAAUGUGUUCAGUCAAGCUGUCCAGAACCAGCCCGCCCCCGCACAGCCCGGAGUGUACAACAACAUGAGCAUCACCGUGUCCAUGGCAGGCGGAAAUGCAAACGUUCAGAACAUGAGUCCAAUGAUGGGCCAGAUGCAGAUGAGCUCUUUGCAGAUGCCAGGGAUGAAUACUGUGUGCUCUGAGCAGAUGAAUGAUCCAGCACUGAGACACACAGGCCUCUACUGCAACCAGCUCUCAUCCGCUGACCUUCUCAAAACAGAAGCAGAUGGAAACCAGGUGCAGCAGGUUCAGGUGUUUGCUGACGUCCAGUGUACAGUGAAUCUGGUAGGCGGGGACCCUUACCUGAACCAGCCUGGUCCACUGGGAACUCAAAAACCCACAUCAGGACCACAGACCCCCCAGGCCCAGCAGAAGAGCCUCCUUCAGCAGCUACUGACUGAAUAACCACUUUUAAAGGAAUGUGAAGUUUAAAUAAUAGACAUGCAGAGUUAUACAAAUAUAUUAUAUAUUUUUCUGAGAUUUUUGAUAUCUCAAUCUGCAGCCAUUCUUCAGGUCGUAGCAUUUGGAGCAAAAAAACAAAAACAAAAAACAAAAAAAAAAAAAAAAAGAGUUCAUUUUUGUUGGGAGAUUGAGAGAUGGUUUUGUUUCUUUCUCUGUAAAGGCCUUGGAUAUUGAAAAGAAUAACAAGGCAGAACAGUUGGACAAUCUCAUUUCUUGAGCCAAAAGUUAAUUAUUCUUAUUUUUAUAAUCAGUCAUUGGCUUCUUUUCUGGAUGAAGGCUUUUGAAGGGAAACCAAAAUAAGAAGUUCCAAGGGAAGAUGAAGCCCUGCCUCACCGGCUGGCUCAGCCCUGCCCCUGCCCUGGAAGAAGAGCCCAUGGGGCUUUGCCUGUCUGUCCCCCAGAGGCCAUCAAGUUCCUCCCACCAACAGCCACCCCUCCCCAACCCCAGGCAGCUCGUGUGCACAAUCAGCUUCUCCAAGCAACUCCGUCUGUUGGCAUCAAGAGAAUAUUUUGCUUCUACAUAUGCACCCCUUCUCCUUUUUAUAACGAUGGAUUGAAACCAAGAUGCCUCCAGGAAAGAGGAUGAAAUGAGUAUAUUCACUGAGGAAUCCAAAAAAUGCAGUUUGGGGGAAAAUGCAAUAAUUUUUUUGAUGAAAUGGGUGAAGGACAAGAACCGAGUUCUAUCAAUUAUUGUAGAUAAAAUUUUCUGAUUAAGUCUACGGGGGAAAGCAGCCUGUUCUUUCUGCUUUUACUAUGUUAACAGCGAGGUAGCUAAAGUUAUUUAAAAUAAAAUUAAAUUUAUGAUCCGAGUAGCUUAUUUUUUCCUUAAAUCUCACUGUAAAUAUAUUUUGAUUUCUUGUAGAAAUUGAUUUUGUUCUGUUUAAUUUUAUGCUUUUAUCAUCCUCUUGGUUUUUCUAAACUUAUGUGUGAAAUAUAAUGUUGAUUGAACUACAAUUACAUUUGGCUAGUAAUUUCAUUAUCCCAGUAACUGUGAAGCCAUGUAUGGAUUUCCUUUGGGACUCAUCAAUGUGGUACUGCCAGGAAGAGCUAUUCUAGCUGAGCUAGGGCAGACCACCCCAGAGUGCCGCAGGCCGCUUGUAGAAAGGGAAAUCAGUGCUCGCUCAGAGAAAAUCUGCUUUUUCUGUCUCAUGAUGACUUUGGGAAUUUGAAUUUCCAUCAGUGCAAAUAUAAGUUUCUCUGUUCUGCUCCGAGGCUAAUUGGUACCAUGUGUUCCGCUUGUCUUGUUAUUCUGCCACAUCCCGUCUCAUCCUGGCCCCAAGAAAGGAGCCAGUGUGAACUGACUCUAGUGCUAGAAGCCCUGCCACAGGCAGGAGAGCUUGAGCAAGGCAUCGCGAGAGAGGCCAAGGGAGCCCUCCAAUGCUAACCUUGAUCUGCAUCCCCCGGGCCUGCGGACAACACUGACCUUCUGCACCAGCUCCCUCUGCUCACACAGCAGAGAAAAGGCCAUAAGAACCAAUGCAGAUGAGGAGCAUGGACUCAAGACUUCAAGGAAGAAGCCAUUUCCCCAGGUCCUUCCUUCUGCAUCUCACCACCCCCUACUGUCAGAUGACUCCAUUGAACAGCAUCUAUUCAGAAACUACAGCAUUUUGAGAACAGCGGAAGGGCUCACGUGGUAGCAGCUAUGACACAGAAAUAGGACCCUCAGUUACAGACAUUACCUUUUCUCGUUUUUUCAGAAAAUGCAUCCUUGAUCUCAGUCAUUUCCAGCUUGAAAGCCCAGCCAUAUUACUCUAGUUCCUACCAAACUGCUCUAGGAGGUCGUUUCCAUUCUGUUUGUGAUAAUAAGCGUGCAGACUUCAGGAAGUUCACCUUUCACCUCAGCAUCAUUCCAGAUGAAGGCUCCUGACUCAGUGCUUUUGCAUAAGGACCUAGAAGAGAAAAGCAGUAAGGAAAAUUGGAGAUACCAAUGUCCGCCCCCAUCCCCACUGCACCUUAAAGUAUGCAUGUCACCUUCGAGGUUCUAUAAUUGCACUGUUUGUUUUAUGUAUGUACAGAUUAAAAUUAUUGCUACAUUUGAGGAAAAUAAAAUUGCUUGCUUCUAUGUAAUUCCUGUCAUUCCACAGGAAAUUGACUUUUCCAGCUACUGAAUAGAAUUUGUUUAACAACCUCA